AUGGAUGAUCCAAGCAAUGUCCAAGAUGAUAAUAAGGGCAUUAUUAUAAUCAGCAGCAUCCGACCUAAUCCGACCAACAACAAUAAGACGAAGAAGACUGUCAAAUUCGCAAUGUUCUUGAUUGUCAUUGGCGCCGCCUUUCAUUAUUAUUAUUGGCUAUCGAAUACAAGAUCUACCCGUCUAUCUUCCAUAUCCUCAUUUAUACAAGCCGGAGGGGGUAGUAGUAACAGUAAAAGUACAAGUAAAAGUAGAAUUGGCAAGGUAGGACGAGGAGGAGAAGUAUUGGAUUACAACCGCAAUAAUAAGGAAGAGGAAGAUACUACAAUAAAUGAUGAUGAUGAUGAUGCUGAUGAUGAUGCUCCCACAAUCUUGCUCGUUCAUUAUCACAAGACGGGCAACAAUUUCAUUGCGGAUUUGCUAAUGGAAAUUGAUAGAACCUACAAGGCACAACGGCAUGAUUUGGCCAUGAAGGAUUUCGUUUUAUUAAAACGAAUGAAGAAAGAACAAGAGGCAAAUAAUAAUAAGGAGCAUCAUGAUGAUGGUGAUGAUGAUGAUGAUGAACAAGGUAAUAAUUACAACAAUGACAACAACUUGAAUGAUGACGAUGAUGACUCCAAUGAGAAUAAUGCGAAUGUCACCUCCAAGCAUUCAAAACGACGACGCCUCCGACUUUUGUCAAACGACGACGACGACGAGGAUGACCAAACCAAAAGAAGCAGCAAAAAACAACAAACCAUCAAGGGGUCGAACAAGGGGUCGAACAUAGUGAUAGAGGAUGAUGGUGGUGGUGGUGGUGAAAAGCAACAAAUAAAUCACAACAAGGCAUCUGCAGUUGUGGUGGAUGACGAAAGCAACUAUUAUGCCAGCAGCAAACCAAAAAGAAAGAAGAAUACGACAAACCGAAACAAAGGUCAAGAAGCACUGGGUCAAGACCAAGCCAAAAAAGACGGAUCUAUUUCGUUAUUACCAGACUUAUUACCACCCAGAAAAAGAACACACAAUCCAACGACUGGAUGUCCUCAUAUGGGAUCCGGACUGACAUUGGGGGCUGCUUAUCGAUUGACGGCACCGGAUUUCUUUUGUGAUUUGAACCGAAUGGUACCAGUACACGUACCAGCAUUGAAGACUAGUAGCAAGAAUUCUAGUACUAGUGGUACUAGUAGUACUAGUACUACUAGCAAACAACGAGAACAACAACAGGGCAGUGAAACAGAAGUGGACGUGGAACUGGACGGCAUGGGCGGAACAAAGACGACUAAACUUCCUGAAAAACUUGCCUUUCCACCAUGGGAGACCACCAAGAUUGUUCACUUUGUGCGAGACCCUCUUGACAUGGCCCUUUCCAAUUAUCUAUACCAUUCGCAGCGUCCAACUCCAGAGCAUUGGGUUUUGGGCAGACAUCUCAAUCCAUGUGCUACCAAUGACGAAUUCAUUCAGUACAUGUUGGAUGAAUUGACUACUGGCGGUAGCAACAACAGACCAAUCAUUAACAUCACCAAGGACGAACUGGACCAAGUCAGUAAACUCUGCAAAUACUACCGUCGAGAUCAUCCAUUGCCCAAUACCAAAGUCAAUGUCACUCGAGCCUUUUAUGGACUCUUGCUUCGUUUGCCUCCAUUCGAUGGAUUACGGUUGGCCACGACCCAAUUCCUCUUGGCCCAAAAUCCAGAAAGUGGUGGGGACUUGCUCCGGAUGCCCAACAAUAUCAAGAGACUACAAGAAUGGGAAGACCAGCAUGAUGGUUUGGAAUCGUCAUUAUCAUUGUCAUCAUCAUUGUCAUCAUCAUUGUCAUCAAACAAUAAGAAGGAGAAGAAGAAGAAGAAGAAGAAGCAAUCGUCGCAUAUUCUAACAGUCUCCAUGGGAAACAUUAUGAAGGAUAUGGAGACAAGCAUUCAAGAGAUUUGUGAUCUCAUCUUUGGUCACAUUUCAAAUGUCACGGAACGAUCGGAAAUUGGUCAAGAUAUUGCCCAUGCCAUGGUGGCCACCUACACGGCCAAAGAAAAGGCUUCGGAAGAACUGUUGCGCAUCAAAUUGACCAACAAUAAGGACAAUGAGGAUAUAGACAAUAAUACCGAUCAGACCAAGAUGCUAGACGAUCCAAUUGCAAUCGAUGGGAAUAACUCGACCAUUAGAGAGGGAAGUCAUGUCACUCAAGGAUUAAUGAAUGCGACCGAGCGACGACUGCUCAAGGAACGACUAGAAAAGGAUCCCAUCCUUGGAAAUAUCCUGUUGCAACUUCGUGAGAUUGUGAAUUCAGCUAUUGGGCGGUGA
This is a messenger RNA of Cylindrotheca closterium, 2271 nucleotides long. NCBI's taxonomy places the organism in Eukaryota, Bacillariophyta, Bacillariophyceae, Bacillariales, Bacillariaceae. The record is from the annotation of a GenBank genome assembly.